Molecule: messenger RNA, 2887 nt
Organism: Anopheles darlingi
Lineage: Eukaryota; Metazoa; Arthropoda; Insecta; Diptera; Culicidae
Product: cilia- and flagella-associated protein 251-like
Exons: 15
Coding region: 1-2760 (919 amino acids)
Cellular component (GO): motile cilium
Molecular function (GO): protein binding
Source: RefSeq, a predicted model, not a curated record
AUGGGCGAAAUUGUGCAAUACAUCUCUGAGGAUGGUCGACGGGCUGAUCGGAUUCAUCAUCGAUGUCUGCCUCUGCACCUGGACUGGCUUUCAGGGUUCAAUCCGCGUGUUCCGUUGCUGAAUGUCAGUAGCAUCAGAGAACGCCGGGAGCUGGUUUUGGCCUCGGCUAACGUCCUCCUCUUCUACUACUACGAUGGCGAUCGCGAAAAGAUCCUUCCCGUACUCGGACACAAAAGCCACAUUAACAUGAUUGGAUGUGAUGGUAGUGGCCGGUUCGUGGUCAGUUCGGACACCAGUUACAGCAUCAACGUGUGGGACCGUGGCUCGAUGCCGGUGGACGAUGCGCAGCCACCGCUCGCGAUACGGACCAUCUUCGAGCCAUUCAAGGGAACGGAAAUUAAUGCGGUAGCGAUGAGUCACGAGGGCAAGUUUCUGCUGGCUGGCGGGGGAGCCGAUCAGUGUAGUCAACUGAAAAUAUGGUCCUGGACGGUUGGUAAUGAUUUUCCGGAUGACACGAUUGCACUUCCGGUCCGGCUGGGACGUAUCAAGAUGCUACGGUUUUGUGUGGAUCGUGGCCGCCGGAACCAGUUUGUUGUGACGAUGGAAAGCUGCGUCGUGUUCGGGGCUUGGGAUGCGAAGGAACAGAAACUAUCGAUUCAGAUACCGAAGCGGCACGGUUUUCAGGAUUACAAUGAUUCGGUGUUUGUGGAGGGCACCGAUCGAGCGGUAUCGGUGACCAGGCCUGGUAUGGCCGUCUUAUGGAGUGAUGAUCGGAAGGCGCAACCACCCGAUGGUUCCAGUGAAACUCUGCUUCGCAAGGAGUUUCUCAAGUCUCUGCAUCUCAAGUACGCUUCCAUCAACGUGGUUCGCUCGUGCGAUGAGAAAAUCGUUACCGGAGAUGAUGAUGGUGAGAUACGGUUUUACGACAACUCGAUGAAGAUCCUGUACUGGUUCAAGCAGGAGGAUUUGGAACCGAUUCGAACGCUUUCUUUUGAGCUGUCGGAGACGCGCCAGACGAAAAAGGUUGUACCGGUCGACGAGCAGAUCUUAGCCGGAGAACAGUCCACCACCGAAACUGAGAAACAGGUUGUUGAAUUGCCAAUUGAGGAAAUCGCUCCGAAGGACGUUUCUUUCGAUGCAAAGCCUGUGAUCGUACGGGGUUUCGUUUCCGCGACCAAAUCUGGGAAAAUCUACGACAUCGAUAUCGUGUACAACAAAAUUCAGGAGCUCUUUUUGGCCUCACCCAGCAUUAUCACCGCCGCUGACGUUCAUCCCAUAAGAUCCGAGUUGUGCACCUGUGAUGGCAAUGGACGGAUGGUAAUUUAUGAUUUGAAAACGAAAACCCCCACGACGACGCUAGACGUGCCAAUACAGCGUACACGACGUGGCAGGAUAACGACGCUGGCAUACUCUCCAUGUGGAACAUUCCUAGCGGGAGGAGCUGAAAACGGAUAUCUGUGGAUGGUCGAACCGAGCGUGAUGAUCCUUAGCGCCAGCAGCCCGCUACAAUUUAGCAAUGAAAAACUUCGUAUGAUUAUGUUCUCCAGCGACAGUAAAUAUCUCGUUUGUGUGGAAGAGCAGAAUAACAUCGCUGUACUGCAGCGCGAAAAGGAGUCCUGGAAAACGAUGGGCCGUUGUGCGUCGCACAAGGUGGUUGAUUUAACCUUUCUCAAUGCAGCGGAAUUUGUGUCAAUCGGUGAAGAUCGCCACAUGGUCCAGUACUCGAUUGCCGGCAGCGAGCAAACACAACUGGCGCCCCUGGCGAUCGUGAAGCGAAGGCGCAUCGAGCAAUCGGCCCUUCCAACGGCAAUGCUUCUUCUGACCGUGGAUCAACUGCUGGUCGCCAACGACCAGCUAAAGUUCAAACUGUUUAACGCCAAGACGUUUGAGAUUUUGCACACUUUCCUGGGGCCAUUCCAUGAUGGUCCUGCGCGAUGCUUACGGCUACUUCCAGGUGAGAACUUCUUCCUCUUUAUCACGAACAACAACAUCUACCUCCAUCAGCUGCCGGUCGAUGGGAAUCCGUUCAAGUAUUUGGCCGUUCGAGGACACCCGAAGCGGCUGAAAUGGAUGCAACUCACAGGUGGACCGGAACGAUUUGCAGUUAGCUACGGUGAAGGUGAUCAUGCGAUCGCUUUGUGGAAAGUCAACACUAGCCCGGUGCUGGACAAUUUGAAACAUGCCGGAACCGGCUUGGACCCGUUCUGUGCUCUCUUGCCAGGCGGCAAGAGUGGCUGCUAUGUUCGGGAGAUGUUGAGUUUGUUCUUCUACAAUCAGAUUUCACCCAAAAAUAGUGACGGCGAUGCAGAACUUACGCUCCGCGAUGCGAUGGAGACAAAAGAUGUACCGAAUUAUAUGAGAAGUAUUGGGUUCCAUAUGAGUCAAUAUGAGGAACAAAAUCUCUGUAAAGAAAUGGAACUACUUGGCACCGGUUAUCUCACCUUUGAGGAAGUCGUUAAGUUGUUUCUUAAUCAUCGCACGAGUAACUCCCCCAACAACGAAGACAUCCGGAUGGCCGUCACCUACAUCGGUGCCACGGUUGAGUCUGUAGAUCUACGAAAGUUACGCGAACUACUGGCCACUAUUGGCGAGCCAAUCGAUGAAAAAACGACGGAGUUUUACUGCAAAAUUCUUUUCCCAUCUGUUCAGUCGAUGGACGAUGCGGUUAAACACGGUAACGAUGAGGCAACCAGCGAUUGCGAAGAGGACCAAAGAUCGCAUCUUGUUAGCAUCGAAGAGUUUACCGAAAAGCUCGGUUAACCCAGGACAAACAUUGUUCGCGUGUUGGUUUUUCAGGCUGAGAAGACGGGCAGUUGCACUGAGCAUGAGUGCGGUGGUGGGUACUUUACUUGUAAUGGCCAUGCAGUUGUGCAUCUGGAAUAUCGGC